GAUACUUCAACCUUCAUUGUCCUUGCCAAGACUACUCCCUUCCCCAACCUCUAGAUCUGAAGACGAUCAGUCAUCUACACAACCUUUCAUAAUCUGCAGUCGUGAUUGCAGAGCAACAAAACCCGCAAAUUAGCAUGACGGACUGCCCACCAACGACGCCAAAAUGUCGACCUUCAGGGGAGUGAUGGAGGGGUUCGAGGAUAUUCGAGUUGAUUAUUUCCGCCCUACUUCAGGACUGCCCAAUCCUCGAGCAUGCUUUCUCAGCCAUGUUCACAGCGACCACCUCCAGGGUCUCGAGUCGAAGUUGUGGCGUACCUCUCCGAUAUACUGUUCACCGGCCACCAGAGAGAUUCUUCUUCGACUAGAGACAAAGAAGAAUAGGAUAGGAUACGAGACGAAGGUCUUGGAGGCAAGAAAAGUCCAAUACAGGCAUCUCGAAAAGCUUCUUAAGCCUAUCCCUCUUGAUACACCCACCGAAAUUGAAUUGAAGCCCAGUAUCAAGUUACAAGUUACACUGUUCGAUGCGAACCAUUGCACAGGAGCUGUGAUGUUCUUGUUUGAAUUGGAUGGAACUGCCGUUCUGUACACUGGUGAUAUCAGAUCCGAUCCGUGGUUUGUCAACUCGUUAAGUCGCAACCCAUUGUUGAUCGAAUACACAUCAGGUUUGAAGACGCUUGAUUGUGUGUACCUCGACACCAGUAAUACUGUACCACGCGUAUUCCCAUCGAAGGCAGAUGGACUCAAGGAGCUGGUGGAGAAAGUUUUGCAAUACCCUCAAGAUACCGUCUUCCACUUCACUGCUUGGACGUAUGGUUAUGAGGAAGUAUGGAUGGCACUCUCAAAGGCUCUCAAGUCCCAGAUUCAUGUUAGCAAAUAUGCCUACGGUGUGUACAAGUCCUUGCGAGGCGAAACCUGGGACAAGAAAGGACAAUUCACCAACUUCCCCAUACAUGAAGGAGCUGCUCUGACCGGUUACACCUGCGGUAAUGGUUUUCAAUCUGGAUGCCUAACAGUGAAUCCCAAUGUCCGGCUGCAUUCUUGCGAGAAAGGCAUUGGAUGUCCCCUACUCAAUGACAAGACCGUCUGGAUUCAACCAAUCGUCAGACGAAGAGAGGAUGGUACUGACGAAGCAGAGCCUGCCGUGGUACAAGCUGGCAACGAUUUAAGCGGAUGCCCUCAGAUUGAAUUUGAUGGAGAUGUUUGCAUUGAUCAGUUGAUGCCACUCUUCUCGGGCGCGAACAACUCAGUCAUGCGGGACGUCAAAGAACUACUAUCCAAAGUCCUUGAUACCCCCGGCCGAGUCUUGUCUUUGGCAGAAUUCGGAUCAGAUGGAGAAGAUAGCAAUGUUUCAUUGGCUCAGCUUGCGGCCGCAGUGAUUCGGGCUGUUACUGAACAACAACGCAACGACUUAAUCACUUCGCGGGAGAAGGGCAAGUCCCAAUCACUCCCUAAGGUCAUCACGUUCCCUUAUUCUCGACAUUCAUCAUAUGAGGAAUUGUGUGAACUUCUGAAGAUAUUUAAACCAAAGGACGUUUGGCCCUGUACAGAGGAUCCAUACUACUGGCAUGAAGUCGGAAUGAGUAUCAAAGAUCUCUUUGGUCACGAAUGCUCCGAGGCCAUUUUUCGGUACGACCGAGAGAUGUCGCAGAAAGUGUCCCAGGCCGCAUCUCGACAUGUUCAUAUUCAGUCACAAACAACAGCAAGUUCGCAGCUCUCAGCACCGUCAGUUAGUCCACCUUCAAAGAAAAUAGCUUAUCUUGCUACGUCGACUGCAGAAGCCGAGGAUGAGCGAACUUCUCGGUCCUGGCUCAUGGAUGUUGAUGACGAGGAUGCUCCCACUUCGCCUAUCAUGACAAAUAGUGUUGAAUUGUCUGCACGAAGUGGGACCAAACUCAUUAACCGCAACGGACAAGGACUUCUGAGACCCUUCGAUGCGCAAGGUAGUGAAAUCGAUGUGGCAUCAAGAGCACCAGAGUCGAUCCCAGAGGUUCUGUCGAGCUCCCGGCGCAAGUCAAAUUUCACCGACUUAGGUACCCCACUCAAGCGUUCUCGCCUGAGUCUAGAUGAUUCGGAAUCGUCACCAACAGGCAUUUUGGCUGGCCAGAAAUGUAACCCCUACACGAUUUCCUCUGACGAUUCGGAUCGUGACAAUCCAGACACACCAGAAUCUGAUGCAAACAGUGAAGAGUCCCAAGAAGGUAAGGAUGAAAUUACAUUCUUCGAUCCCGUAGAUGCGAUCUUCCGCUGCAAAGCAUGCGAGCAUGAAGUAUUGGGUGGUGAACACGGAGUUUGUACUGGCUGUGAUCAAAGCGCUCUUGAUUUUCCUUACAUCGAGGAGGCACCUGGUGGAGCUGGACCUUUACCGCAAAUCGCUCUUGAUGAGUACACGGAUGAAGUUGUUGUCGAGUCAACUGUCAUCAAGGAACUUGUUGGUGAUUGCCUCGACUACGAUUCUUCCGCUUAUGACUCUCAAGAUUCAGCCGCCAAAUUGGAAGAACAGUACGAAAACAACAGCUUCAUUAAUGAUGAAGACAUCCCAGAGCCUGAGUCUGAAGAGGAGUCUGACUCCAGCAGUGGCGAGGUUGAUUGGGAGGCCAAAUUUAAGGAGCUUCAGAAUCAACACCUUGGACUUCAAAAUAACUUCAAUGAUCUUGCAGUGCGGCAUUACGAGUUCCGGAAGGAAAUCUUGGGCUCGGACAUGUCAUCUGAGGCGGACGACGAUGACGUAGAUGAAGACGAUUUCGAUGAGGACGGCAUGCUGAUCGUUGAAGUCACUCCUCCCGAUCCUAUCGCUACGGACAUCGUCUUGUCACAGGCGGGAGAGCAGUCCCAGGACUCGGAGGUCACCGAAGAGCGCAUUAGAGAUCGUGUGGAGGCUUUUGAGGCGGCGAGAGAUGGUGGCUGGCAUGAGAUGUCGCUGGCUUCGGUUUCAGGCAAUCAUACGUAUGCGGAGAUUGAGUUGUAGAAGUCUGUUGACAUCUACCGGAAGGCAUUGUUGAUCAAUGACUUACGAGGGCGACGACGGGGAGAAUAUCGAUUUGCUAUUUUACAGGAACGGAGGAAAUGGCGAUUUGGAGUCUUAUGAGAUAAAUACCCAGAGAUUUGCUUUUUCCUUUGCUUUUUAUUUUGCUAUUGUGCAUGGAUGGGAGGGAACGGGAUGAGAGGAGCGGGGGAUCAUGGAAAGGGUGCAUUAUACCCACGGAUUAGCAUUCGCAUUUGCAUCAGGCGUACUUGGACUGGCUUCAUAAGGAAUGGUCAUUAGCUAAAUUAAUUAGCUAGUUACUUAACUCUCUCAAUCAGUCGUAACUAAAUAUGAGA
Cadophora gregata is the source of this 3318-nucleotide messenger RNA. RefSeq lists its product as uncharacterized. Gene Ontology annotation, biological process: protection from non-homologous end joining at telomere; double-strand break repair via nonhomologous end joining; interstrand cross-link repair. The transcript is spliced from 8 exons. Gene Ontology annotation, molecular function: 5'-3' DNA exonuclease activity; damaged DNA binding. NCBI's taxonomy places the organism in Eukaryota, Fungi, Ascomycota, Leotiomycetes, Helotiales, Ploettnerulaceae. Bases 164 to 2965 code for a protein of 933 amino acids. The record is from RefSeq and is a predicted model, not a curated record.